Messenger RNA from Entrophospora candida, 285 nucleotides. Lineage: Eukaryota; Fungi; Glomeromycota; Glomeromycetes; Entrophosporales; Entrophosporaceae. The record is from the annotation of a GenBank genome assembly.
AUGGAUGAAGAGGAACUUAGAUGCACUGAUUUGCAAAUACAUAUUAAAGUAUUACAACUAGCUGGUUAUAUUUCUGAGGAUACUGCAUUCCAUCACGAACCUAUGGAACAGUUUGGUAAUAGAAAUGAUGGUGGUAAAAGCGCAACAAGUGCUCUUUAUAUUAAUACCAAGCUCUUUUCAUUUGCAAGAUUAAUACAUAAUCCAAACGAUGUUAUAUUACUAAACUUUCUAAAUGAAAAUGGACAACAAAAUUCGAUGCUCACAUUAUCCCAAUGGUUUAGUUAA